GAAUGUUUUAUUUUUGCCGUGAACAAAUAUGUAGUAAAAUACCACUGUUUAUCUCUAUAUUUCCGAAUACGCUACGAAAGUGUUCACGCUACGAUUUAAACGGUUAGGUUCAAAGUUCGGAAAGAGUCGAAAUUGAAUCGGUUCAACUGAAUCAUCAAGAAGAUUCUCAUUCGCGAAUCACUAGUGCAGAAACGUGAGAGUUAAAACUGUUUGAAAACUCCAGACUGCACAUGCAGCUCUGAUGUAAAUAAACAAUAUGAUUAAAGCUCUUUUUAAAGCUUUUGAGGUCAGGUGGAAAUCCUACAGGCACAGAUUUGUCCCGUGGAUAGCGUUAAAUCUGCGGAGAAAUGAGAGAACUCUUCGUCAAGUGAAGGAUCGAUCCCAAGACAAGUUAGUUCAGGAUGAGGUUGUGUUCGGAUCUCUCGUGUGUUUAUUCACUGAACUACUGAAAAACGACCUGAAGAACCAAAGCGAACUGCUGCGGUUCCUCCCUCAAUUUAAACACAACACGUACACUAAUGUACCGAAUGAGACCCGCGAUGCUCCCUGUGCAGUGAUGUUCAACACUCUGGGCUUCAGUAUCGAGCGGAGGCGCAGCUCACUACAGUUCGCGGGAACCGGAGUGUUUGUGACGCGGGGAAGCGCGCCGAAAGGAACUAUUGUAGCGAUGUAUCCAGGAACCAUCUAUCAGACAGAUGAGCCGAUCUUCUUCCAGUCAAUCAGAAAUCCAUUUGUAUUUCGAUGCAUAGACGGCAUUUUGAUCGAUGGCAAUGACAGAGCGAUCUCUAAGACAGUGUACCGAUCGUGUAGCGGACGGGACAGAUUCGGCCCCUUCCGUCUGAGUGACUGCUCCUGGUUGACCUCUGACCCCGGGAACCCUCUCGCAGUGGGACAGUAUGUCAACAACUGCUCUAAUGAAAAAGCUGCAAACGUCUGCUAUCAGGAAUAUGACGUGCCGGAUGAGUUUCCUUUUGAGCUCCGUCAGUACCUGCCUAAUGUGAACUACAGAGCUGAUAAUCAAAGACCUUUGCGCUGUGUUGUUCUUGUUUCACUAAGAGAUAUUCAUUGUGGUGAAGAGCUGUUCUCCAACUACUACACGAUUGUACAUUAAAUAGUUUUUUUUGUUUGUUUGUUUGUUUUUUUAAGUUGGUGUUUGUAUUAUACAUAUAAAGCCUAAAAUAAAUUAUUUUCUAAAGCAAAGCUGAAUGUGAAAACAUGCAAAAAUUGUGUU
Labeo rohita (rohu) is the source of this 1231-nucleotide messenger RNA. It is a transcript of the gene setd9, whose product is annotated as SET domain containing 9. NCBI's taxonomy places the organism in Eukaryota, Metazoa, Chordata, Actinopteri, Cypriniformes, Cyprinidae. Bases 257 to 1111 code for a protein of 284 amino acids. The record is from RefSeq and is a predicted model, not a curated record. The transcript has 6 exons. Gene Ontology annotation, molecular function: protein binding.